AUUGUCCCUCCAACAAAAUCAAAUACGCCUCCUCCCCUCUCCCUCUUCCACCCCCGACCGCCUGCUCGACCUUCUCCACCAUCUCUCUCUCUCUCUCUCUCUCUUCCAUGGUUCAUCACCCUCCGCCAUGCCUCCUCGUCCCGCCUUCCUCUUCUUUCUCCCAAGGUGGAUUGGGCGCCAGCUGGGGCUGCUGCCGGGGCCGGGCGGCGACGGUGGCGGCGGCGGCGGAGGAUCGUCCGGCGACGAGAACCCGGUGUCCCACUCCAUCGAGUGCUACGCGUGCACGCAGGUAGGAGUCCCCGUGUUCCACUCCACCAGCUGCGACCGGGCCCACGAGCAGCCCGAGUGGGAGGCCUCCGCGGGCUCCUCCCUCGUCCCCAUCCAGGCCAGGGCCGGGCCCGGGGCGGGGAAGGGCGCCGGCCGCCGCGGGGGGCAGCAGCAGCGCGGGCCGUUCGGGCGGGUGCUGGACCCGCGGAGCAAGCGGGUGCAGCGGUGGAACCGGGGGUUCCUGCUGGCGCGCGGGAUGGCGCUGGCGGUGGACCCGCUCUUCUUCUACGCGCUGUCCAUCGGCCGGGGCGGGUCGCCCUGCCUGUACAUGGACGGCGGGCUGGCGGCCAUCGUGACGGUGCUGCGGACGUGCGUGGACGCUGUGCACCUGUUCCACCUCUGGCUCCAGUUCAGGCUGGCCUACGUGUCGCGGGAGUCGCUGGUGGUCGGGUGCGGGAAGCUCGUCUGGGACGCGCGCGCCAUCGCCUCCAACUACGUCGGCUCCGUCAAGGGCUUCUGGUUCGACGUCUUCGUCAUCCUCCCCGUUCCCCAGGCCGUGUUCUGGCUGGUGGUGCCAAAGCUGAUCCGGGAAGAGAAGAUCAAACUUAUCAUGACCAUACUCCUCCUCAUCUUCCUGUUCCAGUUCCUUCCCAAGGUCUACCACAGCAUCUGCCUGAUGAGGAGGAUGCAGAAGGUCACGGGCUACAUCUUCGGCACCAUCUGGUGGGGCUUCGGCCUCAAUCUCAUCGCCUACUUCAUCGCUUCUCAUGUAGCUGGCGGGUGCUGGUACGUCCUAGCAAUACAGCGAGUGGCUUCAUGUCUCCGACAACAGUGUGAGAGAAAUGUUAACUGCGAUUUCUCUCUGUCUUGCGCUGAGGAGGUCUGCUACCAACUUUUGUUACCUGCCGGCACAAUAGGGGACGAGUGUGGCGGAAAUAGGACAGCUGCUAUGGCCAGAAAGCCAUUGUGCUUAGAUAAGAACGGACCAUUUCACUACGGGAUCUACCAGUGGGCUCUUCCGGUCAUUUCCAGCGACUCCGUAGUUGUGAAGAUCCUUUAUCCCAUUUUUUGGGGUCUGAUGACCCUCAGCACUUUUGGUAAUGAUCUGGAGCCUACGAGCCACUGGAUGGAGGUGGUAUUCAGUAUAUGCAUCGUCCUCAGUGGGCUACUUCUGUUCACUCUUUUAAUCGGAAAUAUCCAGGUGUUUCUGCAUGCUGUCAUGGCGAAGAAGAGAAAAAUGCAGCUGAGGUGCCGCGACAUGGAAUGGUGGAUGCGGCGGAGGCAGCUGCCCUCCCAUUUGAGGCAGAGGGUGCGCCAUUACGAGCACCAGAGGUGGACGACGAUGGGAGGGGAAGACGAGAUGGAACUGAUAAAAGAGUUGCCGGAGGGGCUACGGCGGGACAUCAAGCGCUAUCUUUGCCUGGACCUCAUCAUGAAGGUGCCGCUUUUUCACAACUUGGAUGAUCUUAUUCUGGACAACAUCUGCGACCGCGUCAAGCCCCUCGUCUUCUCUAGAGAUGAGAAGAUCAUUCGGGAAGGCGACCCCGUGCAGAGGAUUGUGUUCAUUCUGCGCGGACGCAUCAAACGCAUGCAAGGCCUGAGCAAAGGAAUGGUGGCGACGAGCUUGCUCGAGCCCGGCGGCUUCCUGGGCGACGAGCUCUUGUCCUGGUGCCUGCGGCGCCCGUUCAUAGACCGACGUCCAGCCUCGUCCGCGACAUUCGAGUGUAUGGACUCUAUAGAGGCGUUUGGCCUGGAUGCCGACAGCCUCCGGUACAUUACCGACCACUUCCGCUACAAGUUUCUGAACGAGAGGCUCAAAUGGAGAGCGAGGUACUACUCAUCCAACUGGCGCACCUGGGCCGCGGUGAAUAUCCAGCUCGCUUGGCGCCGUCACAGGCUGAGGACCCGGGGCCCGAUGAGCCCGGCGUCGGAAGACGGCGGAAGCGGGCGGCGCAAUCUCCUGCAGUAUGCCGCGAUGUUCAUGUCACUAAGGCCACACGAUCACCUCGAAUAACCAGAUUGCCCAGUCUCUUCCGUUCCUCUAAUCAUCGAUGAAUCGCCUCGGGACGUGCUGAAUUCUUGCUCGCCGGAAGUCUCUUGGAGAUCCCCAGUGGAGCCGAUCGGGUUGAAUGCGUGAAAUGGAGAAAAAUUGGGGAACAAAUUAUUUCGAUGAUUGAAUAAGAAAUUUCUUCUCUUGAUUAA
Molecule: messenger RNA, 2469 nt
Organism: Eucalyptus grandis
Lineage: Eukaryota; Viridiplantae; Streptophyta; Magnoliopsida; Myrtales; Myrtaceae
Product: cyclic nucleotide-gated ion channel 2
Exons: 8
Coding region: 128-2281 (717 amino acids)
Biological process (GO): monoatomic ion transport; transmembrane transport
Cellular component (GO): membrane
Molecular function (GO): monoatomic ion channel activity
Source: RefSeq, a predicted model, not a curated record